This is a messenger RNA of Brienomyrus brachyistius, 3745 nucleotides long. RefSeq names its product serine/threonine-protein phosphatase 2A 56 kDa regulatory subunit beta isoform-like. The record is from RefSeq and is a predicted model, not a curated record. Gene Ontology annotation, cellular component: nucleus; protein phosphatase type 2A complex; cytosol. Lineage: Eukaryota; Metazoa; Chordata; Actinopteri; Osteoglossiformes; Mormyridae. Gene Ontology annotation, biological process: signal transduction; protein dephosphorylation. Gene Ontology annotation, molecular function: protein phosphatase activator activity. The coding region runs from base 1425 to 2933 and encodes 502 amino acids. The transcript has 13 exons.
UAUAAUUCAAGCGUGUAUGUUUUAAAGAGGGAGGGUGAAACGUACGCGGUCAGCAUGACGACACCCCAACAGAUGCGCCAAAAAUAAAUAAAUCUCAUUUUUAUAGAGCCGCCGCACUAGGCAAGACAAGGCAAGCGGUAGACGGAGCGCGGAUGGUGAUUAAAACGGAGAGAAAGCGCUCGGAUGCUGGAAACGGGACAAUGGCUUCAGUGUGUGAAUGAAAAUCUCACGGCAGAGACAAACGGGAGACGGCGGUAGGGAGGGAGCGAAGGGGCGAAGUAGCGAGAGGGAGGGAAGAAAUCGCACAUGAAGCUGAAAGGCGUGAAAAGGAAAAACGGAGUAAAUCUUCCAGGGGGAUGCUGGCGGACUGCAUAAGGAAGGAGAUUAAGAAAUACGUGCAUGCAAAGGGCUGAAUGAAAGGCACUGGAAAUAAAUAAAUAAGGGUAGUAGGAAGCGUCAUCCGCAGUCUCUCUCUCUCCCCUUGCAGCACCUGAGCAGCGGACUGUGGCAGAUAAAGACGGGGAUCGGGGGUACACACGUUUGGGUUUAAUGUUGCGUUAAGCAGACUGCGGACGGGGGUAAAGGUGGAGGUGGAGUGCAGUAGCAAAUCCUGCCUGAAGACGGGCACAUGUCGGCGUGCCCGGACCCGCCAUCCCCGCCCUACAAGGAUCACUACUACCUGGUCUAAAUCAGCGAGGGACAGGGAAUUGCAUGGUACACCAAGAAAUUACCACGGGGAAAAAAGAAACGUCUGAAGAGGAGUCCGAAAGAAACACCUUAAAUGCAUUUCUUGCUUUUGGUCCGUUAAGAAAGACACUACUGACUGGAUUUAGGGAAUCUCGAUUUUCCAUCAUGGAAUUAGCCACUCAGAUGAAUGGAUUUACAUAACCGACACGUUUCUACAAGUUCCUUACUUGAUUUUAUUUAUGGGAAGGUCUGUUUGCUAGUCUAUUUACGCGAAGAUUUGUUUAAUUGGUAAAUAUUCAAAUUAAUACAACGUUUAGGCCGGUGGCUGGCUGAUAACGCCAAUACGGCAGAAACAUUUAUUAUAGUAAUGCAUGUGGCCCGUUGUUGCAUCAUUUUAGACAUGUCUGUUUGAUGUUUCUAUCCAGAAGGCAGCAAGAUCCUUUUUUCCUAAAAUACGUCGGGGGAAUUAACAGGACGAUAUUUACUUUGCGGUCCAAUUUAAUGCAGCGGGUUGUUCUAUAGCUUCUCUUUCCCCCCCCCCCCGGUACCCUGUUCAGCCUCCGCUUCCUCUUCCCCAUCCAUCCUGAACCCCAUCCGUUAUCCUUCUAAUUAAAAAGAGCGAUUUGUAUGACUUUCACUCAUUUUAAACGACAGUAAUACGGGACUGUCCCCUAUCCGGCUUGCAUCCACAUAAGGACCGCUAUUCCGUCGUCUCCGUGCCGCUCCAAACCACGGCCAUGGAAAAUACCAAACUGCCCCCAUCCAGCCCUUCGUCGCCAACCACGGGCUUCUCGGUGCCGAGCGCGGAGAAGGUGGAUGGCUUCCCCCGGCGGUCGAUGCGCAGGGCCCGGCAGCGACGCUCCCACAGCUCCUCGCAGUUCCGCUACCAAAGCUCCCAGGUUGAGCUGACUGCCCUCCCAUUGCUCAAAGAUGCCCCCGCGGCAGAACUCCAUGACCUCUUCUGCAAGAAGCUGCAGCAGUGCUGCGUGCUCUUCGACUUCCUGGACUGCGUGGCCGACCUCAAGGGCAAGGAAGUGAAGAGGGCGGCGCUCAACGAGCUGGUGGAGAGCGUGGCCACUGGGCGCGGCGUGCUCAUCGAGCCGAUCUACCCUGAGGCCAUCAAGAUGAUUUCGGUCAACAUUUUCCGCACCCUGCCGCCCAGUGAGAAUCCCGAGUUCGACCCUGAAGAGGAUGAGCCCACCCUGGAGGCCUCCUGGCCACACCUCCAGCUCGUCUACGAGUUUUUCCUCCGGUUCUUGGAAAGCCCCGACUUUCAGCCCUCCAUAGCCAAGCGUUACGUGGACCAGAAGUUUGUCCUCCAGCUACUGGAGCUAUUUGACAGUGAGGACCCGCGGGAGAGGGAGUACCUGAAGACGAUCCUGCACCGCGUCUACGGCAAGCUACUGGGAUUGCGAGCGUACAUCCGCAAGCAGAUCAACAACAUCUUCCUCAGGUUCAUCUACGAAACCGAACACUUCAGCGGUGUGGCAGAGCUGCUGGAGAUCCUGGGCAGCAUAAUCAAUGGUUUCGCCCUGCCGCUCAAGUCCGAGCACAAGCAGUUCCUGGUCAGGGUGCUGAUCCCUCUGCACACGGCCAAGUCCCUCUCCGUCUUCCACGCACAACUGGCCUACUGCGUAGUGCAGUUCAUGGAGAAGGACGCGACCGUCACCGAAUACAUCGUCCGCGGACUGCUGAAGUACUGGCCGAAGACCUGCACCCAGAAGGAGGUGAUGUUCCUCGGGGAGAUGGAGGAGAUCCUGGACGUGAUUGAACCCUCGCAGUUCGUCCGGGUGCAGGAACCCCUUUUCAAGCAGAUCGCAGCUUGCAUUUCCAGCCCCCACUUUCAGGUCGCCGAACGGGCCCUAUACUUCUGGAACAAUGAGUACAUCCUGAGCCUCAUCGAGGAGAACUGCCAGGUCAUCCUCCCUCUGGUCUUUUGCACGCUCUACAGAGUCUCGAAAGAGCACUGGAACCAGACCAUUGUGUCACUCAUCUACAACGUGCUGAAGACCUUCAUGGAGAUGAACAGCAAGCUGUUUGACGAGCUCACCGCCUCCUACAAAGUAGAGAAGCAGAAGGAGCUGAAGCGAGAGCGUGAACGAGUAGAACUGUGGAGGGAACUGGAAGAGCAUCAGCAGAGGAGGCUACAGAGUCUGGGCGAGGCCAGCCGGAAUCAGAGGAACCUCCAGGACAGACCACCUCCGGCCCAGAUCGAGCCCACCCCCAGCAGCCCCAACACCACCUAGACCGCCCCCCCCCCCAUUCCGGGGCACAGUUAUCCUAUCGGAAACAUGGAACUCAGAAUCCCCCCCCCCCCACGGAUUAACAACUCACAACACGGUCAUGAAACAAAGCAGAUUCCACACACAGAUGCCGUCACUGAUACAUACACACACUGUCACGCCGACACACACCGGUACCCGAGUCAGAGACAGACUCCAAGGACAGUUCUGGUUCCAUCUGAUCCAACACACGUCCACUAUGAACUGAACACGCCGGAUUUUUUACUUCAUAAUAAAGCCGGAAUGACAACGUCGACAAUGGUGAUGUAAUAAUGAGAUUUAUGACAUCAAUCAUUCCCCUCCUAUCUAUUCUACUACCCUAUAAUGGAUAAUGUUUUAUAUACAUAUGUAUGUAUGACUAUAGUAGUGGUGGGGGUGAUUUUGUGUAGUUCUUCAUUGCCUCAGCAGAACAAAAUGCUAGACUAAAAUUGUUCUGAUGUAAGAAUAACUUAUUCUAGUCUGUUCAUAUUCUCAGAUCAAAAGAAGGGGGGGGGAGCUCAUUAUAUUAGCAAUAUUAGUUUUUAAAAAGUGUGUGUAAAGGAAUAGGGCGGGGUCAGAGUUAUCUAUCCGUCCCCCGAGUUACGUACUACGUACAGUCUUGACAGGACUCCCUGUCAAUGUGAAUAGCAGUGGUUGAAUUGAUUUAAUAUUUAUUUCAUUGUACGUGCUUUCAUGUUUGUCGCAGAUUUCGGGUUUUUGAACUAUUUUUGCGUAAAUUUGGGACUUAGAGGGUUAAAAAGGAGUUAUGGAGGGAGUAAAUCUAAGCGUGAAAUACA